This is a messenger RNA of Grammomys surdaster, 961 nucleotides long. RefSeq names its product phospholipid scramblase 2-like. The transcript has 6 exons. Gene Ontology annotation, biological process: plasma membrane phospholipid scrambling. The record is from RefSeq and is a predicted model, not a curated record. Gene Ontology annotation, molecular function: phospholipid scramblase activity. Gene Ontology annotation, cellular component: plasma membrane. Bases 203 to 961 code for a protein of 252 amino acids. Lineage: Eukaryota; Metazoa; Chordata; Mammalia; Rodentia; Muridae.
AUUUCUAAUUGAAAGCCACUUGGAAAUGAAAAUCCAGUUUUCUCCAAGGAAGAUUCACUGGGGAAUCAAACCAUUCUUAAAGGACCUCAGGCAUGGAUGCUCAGUCCCUCCACACAUCUAUGCAGGUGCAGGCCCAGCCUUUUUCCAUUAUCCAAAGUCAACUACAAUCUAACCAGUCAGGUGGACCUACUGUGUGAUCCUCAUGAAUAUCAACACCACCUCCUAUGGAGUGCCACCUGGAUUGGAAUAUUUACUUGAGAUAGAUCAUAUUCUGAUUCAUCAGCAGUUUGACUUUGUGGAAGGCAUUUUUGAUAUUGAAACUGCUAACAAAUACAAAAUCAGGGACAAGCUCGGGCAUAAGGUUUACUAUGCUGUAGAAGACUCUAAUUUCUUAACACGCUGUUGCUGUGGGGACGCUAGAGCUUUCUCCAUGAGGAUCCUUAAUAACUCAGGUCAUGAAGUCAUAACUCUACAACGACCACUAAGAUGCCGUUCUUGUUUCUUCCCAUGCUGCCUCCAGAAGAUAGAAGUCCAAGCUCCUCCUGGUGUGCCAAUCGGUUAUGUUAUUCAAACCUGGCACCCAUGUUGGCCAACGUUUACAGUUCAAAAUGAGGAGGAACGGGACGUUCUAAAAAUUAUUGGUCCAUGCAUCAUGUGCAACAUUGGAGGAAGUAUAGACUUUGAGAUCAGAUCUCUUGAUGAAGACUUCGUGAUUGGCAGGAUUUCCAAGCACUGGUCUGGUUUUCUGAAGGAAAUACUGACAGAUGUAGACAGUUUUGGGAUCCAGUUCCCUUUAGACCUCGAUGUAAAGAUGAAGGCAGUGAUGCUUGGUGCUUGUUUCCUCAUAGUAAGUCUGUUCAUUGUGAUUCUGAUUUUGGAUCGAGUCUCCAGAAACCCUGGAAACAACUUGGAAAACUGUACACUUAAAGAUCUCCUCCUUAGUGAGGCAGAUGGGGACUGA